AUGAUAGCGUUGGGCGAUCUGUACAAGGUGGUGGAGGCGAUGGCGCCGCUCUACUUCGCGCUGGGCCUCGGGUACGGCUCGGUGCGGUGGUGGCGGUUCUUCACGGCGGAGCAGUGCGGCGCCAUCAACACGCUGGUGGUGUGCUUCUCCAUGCCCUUCUUCACGUUCGACUUCAUCGUCCGAACCGACCCCUUCGCCAUGAACUACCGCGUCAUCGCCGCCGACGCCGUCGCCAAGCUCCUGGCCGUGCUCGCCGCGGUCGCCUGGGCGCGCUGCGCAAAGGCCAAGGCCCGCUCCUGCUCGUGGUCCAUCACAGGGUUCUCCCUCGCGUCGCUCAACAACACGCUCGUCGUGGGUGUGCCGUUGCUGAACGCCAUGUAUGGGAAGUGGGCGCAGGACCUCAUCGUGCAGAUCGCGGUCGUGCAGUCCAUCGUCUGGUUCCCGCUCCUGCUGCUUGCCUUCGAGCUUCGCAGGGCCUGGGUGGUCGGAGGCGUCCCCUCUUUCAGUUCUGCCAACGGCGACGACGGCGGAUCCACCACCAGCGACGACGAAAGAACGCGCCGUGUGGAGCCGAUGUCGUUGGAGAAGGAUGGCGGCGCCGAGAUGGACGUGGAAGCGGCGCCGCCCACCGGUGGCAGCAGGAGGAUCAGGCUGUGGCCGAUGGCGAGGACCGUAGGGCUGAAGCUGGCGAGGAACCCCAACGUGUACGCCAGUGUCCUGGGUGUCGCGUGGGCGUGCGUCGCCUACAGGUGGCGCAUCGGCAUGCCGGCCAUCGUGACGGGAUCGCUGCAGGUCAUGUCCAGGACCGGCACCGGGAUGUCUAUGUUCAGCAUGGGACUGUUCAUGGGUCAGCAGGAGAGUAUCGUCGCGUGCGGCGCCGGCCUGGCGGCGCUGGGGAUGGCCCUGCGGUUCGUCGCCGGCCCGCUCGCGGCGCUCGCCGGAGCCGCCGCGCUCGGCCUACGCGGCGACGUGCUACACUUCGCCAUCAUACAGGCAGCCCUACCGCAAGCAAUCGCCUCCUUCGUCUGGGCAAAGGAGUAUGGGCUCCACGCCGAUGUAGUCAGCACAGCAGUUAUAUUUGGAACGCUGAUUUCGUUGCCGGUGCUCGUGGCAUAUUAUGCAGUUCUUGAGAUGAUGUGA
Messenger RNA from Lolium rigidum, 1140 nucleotides. RefSeq names its product probable auxin efflux carrier component 5c. Gene Ontology annotation, biological process: auxin polar transport; auxin export across the plasma membrane. The transcript is spliced from 4 exons. The record is from RefSeq and is a predicted model, not a curated record. Gene Ontology annotation, molecular function: auxin efflux transmembrane transporter activity. Bases 1 to 1140 code for a protein of 379 amino acids. Lineage: Eukaryota; Viridiplantae; Streptophyta; Magnoliopsida; Poales; Poaceae. Gene Ontology annotation, cellular component: plasma membrane; endoplasmic reticulum.